CUUAUUUCGUAGGUAGCACUUGAUGUAUUAAUUAAGGGUGUGGCAAAGAGAAGUCAUUUUAAUAGGUUUAACGAUGAAUUUAAAUACUAAGUAAUGAAUUCGUUCCAAAGAAAAAAAAAAUUCUUCAAAAGACAGAAGUGUAUAUAGAUUAAAAGCAUAAAUUUUUUAUCGAUUUGACUACUCCACAUGUUUAUUAUUCAAGUGAGUUAAGAUUAAGAGUAGGCAGAGGCUCUUUGAACGGCUAGAUUCCUUGGGUUUCUGCAAUUGAGUAGUUAAGGGUGGUGAAAUGUGAUUGGUGGAUUCCACGGUGGUAUUCAAUUGAGUUUAUAAUGGGUCUUUUUGUUCAUCGUUCAAAUUGAGCUUCACUCACUGGAGAACAAAAUUUUAGCGAAGAAAGAUGAACGAACAACAAAAAUGUAGAACGGAGAGCCCCUCUCUGUUCUCCUAUCUCCCUGACGAGUUGAUUCCAGCGAUUUUGGUGAGGUUACCAGUUCGAUCUCUACUCCGUUUCAAAUCAGUGUGCAAAUCGUGGCAUUCUCUCAUUUCCGAUCCCAAAUUUGGUAAAUCUCACUAUGACCUAGCUGCUGCACCCACCCACCGAUGUCUUACAAAAGGUAAUGAUUCUGAAAUUGAGUCCAUAGAUGUAGAUGCAGCAUCACUUCACAAUUCUGAGUCAUGUGUUGUAAAACUCAAAUUUCCGCUUCCACCACCCCGUAUAAGAUAUUGGGUUCAUGGUCCUAACCUCCCUAGUGAUGUUGAGUUUGUGGGUUCUUGUAGAGGGUUUGUUCUUGUAGCCUAUCCACAGGGUGAUGUUUUUGUAUGGAAUCCAUCAACUGGAGAGCAGAGAAGAAUUGCAGACGACCUUGAUGAGAUGAUUGAUUUGUAUCCAAUUGGUUUUGGGUAUGACAGAUCAGCAGAUGACUACUUGCUAGUGCUUAUGCAAGUGAUUCAUUUGAACUUUUAUGAUAGCUAUCCAGACGAAGUAGCUAAUGUGCAUACUAUUAUUCGCCUUUUUUCCAUGAAAACAAAUUCCUGGUUUGAUCAGGAGGGUACUUAUGCUCAAUAUGUGGAUAUGGGUUCUGCUGAUCUCAAAAUUGCAGCCUUCUUGAAUGACGCCCUGCAUUGGUUGGUUACCUCUUAUGAAACCAAACUUCAUGUAAUUAUUGCCUUUCAUUUGGUACAAAGGAAUUUGACUGAAAUUCCUUUGCCACAAGUUUUAGUUACGGAAUUAAAAAAGAAAUUUUGGUAUUCUUUGAGGGUUAUAGGAGAAUGUCUCAGCCUAUGUUACCCGGGUUACCCGGGUAUCAAAGAUUCAACGGCUGAGAUUUGGAUGAUGAAAGACUAUAAAGUGCAGACAUCUUGGACUAAGUUAUUUGUUUUUUCUACUUGUAACCUUCCCCGCAAUGCCAUUCAUCCAAUAUGUUUCACCAAACAUGGUGAAUUGUUUUGUUCAUACGGAUCUGGAGGAUUAAUGAUAGCUGAUGACAAAGGAUGGCAUCUUCUUGAUGAGAGCACAAAAUGGCCCGAACCCCAUAUGGUGUUUGAUGAGGAUAGAGAGUGUAUGCUACCCUAUGGUUUGUAUAGAGAGAGUUUACUGUCACUUCCCAAUGACUUUCAGCAAGAAAAUGAAGAUGACCAACUCAUGAUUUCCUUGGUGGAGACAAGUGAGGAUGACAAAUAGUAUCUGGCAAUAAGAAUUAAGGCCUUUAAGGGUGCAGGAGCGCUCUACAGAGCUAUGCUUGAUGUUUUGGCUUUCCUUCAAAAGAUGAUAUUGCGAGAAGAGAGCUUAGCAUUUGGAAGAGAUUGUUAUUUAUAUAAUGUUAAAUCAUCUUGUUUCAAUAGUGUUUUCGUAGUCGUGUUGGAGUCGAGGCAGGCUUCUGAACUUUAUUAUAUUUUAAAGUAUGGCUUAGGAAAUCCAAGCUGGAGUUAGUACUUAGUACAUGCUAUUUAGCAUGUUUAUCCUUUUUCCUCUUAAUAAUGUUAUUGACUUAUUGCAGUUUGUUUCUCUUAGUGUCGCUUACAUGAUUUUCAGAAUCAUUGUCUACUUAUUUGUCAUGUGUUUAGGUACCUCAUCUGACUUUUUUAAGAUAUUAUGUUGUUACUCAUUUUGACUUGAAGUUAUCGUGAUACUACUGUCAAUCUUAAUUGUC
Molecule: messenger RNA, 2150 nt
Organism: Lotus japonicus
Lineage: Eukaryota; Viridiplantae; Streptophyta; Magnoliopsida; Fabales; Fabaceae
Product: F-box/kelch-repeat protein At3g23880-like
Exons: 2
Coding region: 398-1681 (427 amino acids)
Molecular function (GO): protein binding
Source: RefSeq, a predicted model, not a curated record